Ectocarpus siliculosus is the source of this 588-nucleotide messenger RNA. The record is from the annotation of a GenBank genome assembly. NCBI's taxonomy places the organism in Eukaryota, Phaeophyceae, Ectocarpales, Ectocarpaceae.
AACAUUGUACCCGUUCGAGUUAAUAUACCACAGUUGAAGGGGAUCUGGGUCUCACGAGCAACCCGACCGCCCCCCUCUAUCGAUGAAAAGAGAGUCGACAUCGACGACUCGCCACCGGCGGUGCAACAGCGUUACAGCGCGGCCGUGGAGGGGCAGCUGCCGGUUAGCGGUCGGUGAUCGUUGAGGAGGCAUACACAUUCGGAAACCAUUCCUUUGCCCUCUCUCCUGCUCCGUUGUUUUUGGGUGCACCCGGUGUCCCGCUUGUUUCCGCCUCGCAGGGUUGGUGAUGGUCUGCCUCGGGUUCGGAGUGGUGACCAACUCUCCGCUGAGGAUGCUCUUGGCCGCCUUGCUCGCUUUGGUGCUCGACAAGAAGGUGGACAAGGAGGAGAGUCUUCUCGUGGCUCUGCAUGGAGAGGCGUACGAGAGCUAUCGCGAGGCGGUGGCCAAGUUUGUGCCCCGGUUCUACUAACAAACUUUUAUUUUGCGUUAAAAAAAUGUUCGGUGUAGACUGACUUGUUUGAUUUCUUGGCGGGGCGGCGGCGGGGGGGGGGGGCUGAGCUAUCUUGUCGCGAUAAGAUUGAUGGCUUG